AUGCAGUAUUUGUUUUUACUUUUUUUUACAAUAACUGGUAUUUAUUUAUGUGCCUGUAAAAAAGCUACAACAUGGUAUAAUUUUAUUAUAACAAACAAAAGGGGCAUAAAAAAAUAUAAAAAUAAAAUAAAAUUUACUGAUCAUGAUUAUCAGAAACAGAAUAUACAUAUUCCCUCUUUGUUAUUAUCAAAAAGAAUAAUAUUUUUAUCUUCACCAAUAUAUCCUCAUAUAUCAGAACAAAUUAUUUCUCAGUUGUUAUAUUUAGAAUAUGAAUCCAAAAGGAAGCCAAUUCAUUUAUACAUUAACAGUACAGGUGAUUUAGAAAACAAUAAAAUAGUAAACUUAAAUGGAAUAUCAGACGUAAUAUCAAUAGUUGAUGUAAUAAAUUACAUAUCAUCAGAUGUGUAUACAUACUGUUUAGGUAAAGCAUAUGGGAUUUCGUGUAUGCUAGCUUGUAGUGGAAAAAAAGGCUAUCGUUUUUCAUUAAAAAACUCUUCCUUUUGUUUAAAGCAGUCUUAUUCUGUUAUACCAUUUAACCAAGCUACAAAUAUAGAAAUUCAAAAUAAAGAAAUAAUGAACACGAAAAAAAAAGUCAUAGAGAUAAUUGCAAAAAAUACAGAAAAAGAUCAAACUAUCAUUUCAGAAAUAUUAGAAAGAGAUAGGUAUUUUAAUGCAAACGAAGCUGUUGAUUUUAACUUAGUUGACUAUAUUCUUGAAAAGGAAUAA
Plasmodium malariae is the source of this 726-nucleotide messenger RNA. It is a transcript of the gene ClpR, whose product is annotated as ATP-dependent Clp protease proteolytic subunit, putative. Gene Ontology annotation, molecular function: serine-type endopeptidase activity; ATP-dependent peptidase activity; ATPase binding. The transcript has a single exon. NCBI's taxonomy places the organism in Eukaryota, Apicomplexa, Aconoidasida, Haemosporida, Plasmodiidae. The coding region runs from base 1 to 726 and encodes 241 amino acids. Gene Ontology annotation, cellular component: endopeptidase Clp complex. The record is from RefSeq and is a predicted model, not a curated record. Gene Ontology annotation, biological process: protein quality control for misfolded or incompletely synthesized proteins.